Messenger RNA from Sinocyclocheilus grahami, 3435 nucleotides. It is a transcript of the gene tbc1d23, whose product is annotated as TBC1 domain family, member 23. Gene Ontology annotation, cellular component: trans-Golgi network. Gene Ontology annotation, biological process: retrograde transport, endosome to Golgi; embryonic brain development. The transcript has 19 exons. The record is from RefSeq and is a predicted model, not a curated record. Bases 55 to 2142 code for a protein of 695 amino acids. NCBI's taxonomy places the organism in Eukaryota, Metazoa, Chordata, Actinopteri, Cypriniformes, Cyprinidae.
ACGAGACGCUUGGUAUUUACGACACAGUUUUUGACGUGGACCGUCACCACAGCAAUGGCGGAUGCUGUAGGGGAAGUGCUUCAAGGCAGCUGGAAUCAUGAUCUGGCUGAUGCUCUUGACUUGGCAGAAUGUGAUCUGGACACUGACCAGGAUGGUGUUAUCCAGGUCCGAAACCUACCCCCACAACAGCGGGCCAAGUUAUGGAUGAUUGCUUUGAACGUGUCUGGUAAAGGAGAUAGUCUGUCCUCAUGGGAUGGGGCUUUGGACCUAGCAGAACAGAUGCUCAUUCACAACCGCAGUCAGCAGAUCAUUGAUGAGUUAGGGAUACCAGUGGAGGAAGGGCGGGACCUUGUAUCAGAUGUGGAGUCAGUGAUCACCUUUUACUGCAAGUCCAGAAAUGUCACCUUCACUCCAGAUCUUAGUUGGCCACACAUCCUCAAACCACUCCUGGGCUUACAGCUAUCCUGCAAAGACCUCUACAACUGCUUCUACGCCAUCAUGAAUAAAUACAUCCCACGAGACUGUGUUGUGAAGGGAAGACCAUUUCACCUCUUCAGACUCCUGCUGCAAUACCAUGAGCCUGAACUCUGCUCAUUCCUGGACACAAAAAAGAUCACUCCUGAUUCCUACGCCAUCAACUGGAUGGGCAGUCUCUUCUCUAGCAACUGUCUCCCUGAGGUGUCACAGGCCUUGUGGGAUAUUUAUCUCCAACAAGCCGACCCUUUUCUCGUUUUCUUCCUCAUGCUCAUCAUCCUUGUCAAUGCCAAAGACAGCAUCCUUACCCAAGAAGGAGACAGCAAAGAGGACAUCAUCAAAAUGCUGGAGCAGUCACCAGCAUUACUAGAGGCAGAGGACAUUGAAGACUUGUUCUCUUUAGCACAGUAUUACAACAGCAAGACGCCUCUAUCUCUCAGAAAGGAGAACCAUAAUCUGUUUGGCAGCAGUCUGGUGGCUCUGAAGGAAGAAGACAUGGACUUAAGUCAGGCUCUCUGUUUGCCUGUAUCGGUCCCUGAAAUCCUGCAAGCCAACCAGCUACAACCUGAGGGCGUGAGGUUUUUUGUAGUUGACUGCCGUCCUGCUGAGCAGUACAAUGCUGGUCACCUCUCCACUGCCUUUCACCUGGACUCUGACCUGAUGCUUCAUAAUCCUUCCGAGUUUGCCCUGUCAGUGAAGUCUCUUCUGGAGGCACAGAAGCAGUCUCUGGAGUCAGGCUCUGUGGCAAGCGGAGAGCAUCUGUGCUUCAUGGGUAGUGGACGUGAAGAAGAGGACAUGUAUAUGAACAUGGUGCUUGCCCACUUUCUACAGAAAAAUAAAGAGUUUGUGAGCAUAGCAAAAGGUGGAUUUAUGGCAUUGCAGCAGCACCUAGCAGAUAUUAAUGUUGAAGGGCCGGAUAAUGUUUAUGUUCACUGGAUUGUGAGCACCUCAGGAUCCCACAGCAGCCUCAGCUCAGCUGACGGGGAACUGAACAGCACAGAUGGCAAAGGAGUUAAAUCACUUGUCAACAAAAUGACCUUUGCACUCAAGUCAAAGUCAGUUAAUGUAAAAGAGAAGGUGAUCAGCUUCAUCGAAAACACUUCCACACCGGUGGACAGAAUAUCUUUCAAUCUACCCUGGCCAGACAAGGGAAUACUGGAUCGGCACGUAAGCAGCAGUGAUCGGGUGGGGAAGCCAUACAGGGGAGUGAAGCCUGUCUUCAGCAUUGGGGAUGAGGAAGAGUGUGAUACAGAUGAGAUUGACAGCUCAUCUAUAUCAGAUGAUGACAGGAAAGAGAUUGUCAAUAUUCAGACUUGGAUCAACAAACCAGAUGUGAAGCACCAUAUUCCAUGUAAUGAAGUUAAGGAGACUGGACACAUGUUCCCAAGCCAUCUGCUGAUCACUGCAACACACAUGUACUGUUUGAGAGAGAUCGCUGCCCGAAAAGGUUUUGCUUACAUCCAAUCCAGGCAGCCCCUAAACUCUGUGGUGAAGAUCACCUCCAAGAAGAAGCAUCCAGAACUUAUCACUUUUAAGUUUGGCAACAACAAUGCUGCAGGAGUGGAGAUAUUGGCUGUGGAGAGGUAUUUAAUUCCAAACGCGGGUGACGCCACUAAAGUCAUCAAACAGCAAAUCAUGAAAGUUUUGGAUGCUAUGGAGAGCUCUUAAUGACGGAGACAUCAGAGAUGUUGCUCUCUGGUCAUCCAGGAGACAACCACAGCUCCAACCAAAACCGCCUGAAGGGGAAGGAGGGAGUAGAGCAUUCCCACACUGUUUCUUUGUCAUCAUCCCCCCCCACCUCCUCCCUGGGUAACACUGACGUGGAGUUCUGUCAUGACUUUAAAGGCACAUUGCCAUCAUGAUUGACAGGAGUUCUAAAACUUUGGGCUUGGAGAUGUCAAUAUGAGAAAUUAUUAUUUUGUUCAUUUUGCUUUGUGAUUUUGAUUUCUGUUUCAAGAAACUGACCUAAUUAAGCAAGUUAGAUUUUUUUCUCUCCUUUAUUUGUCUCGAGCCUUAACGAGCGGUAGCUUUUUAUAUGAGUCUCAAACAGGUCCUCUGGAUGAGAAUACGGUUUUGGAACCUCAAUCAAGGAACUUCAUUGCUCUUUAUCUGCUUCGGUGUUUGAGGUCACUCAUUAUUUAGCCAUCAUAUAUUGCUGCAAACUCAUGUAACGAAGAAGAGUUUGAUGUAUUUAUCAGAGCAGUGUUUUUACAGCAAGCAGAUUCACCUGGAGCCUCAGUACAGGCAUUGAGGUGAAUAAAUAUACUUAAUUUUCAUAUUUGGAAAGUGUGCUACCCUACGGGUUGCUGCUUGCACAAGUGGCUGCAUCAGUGUGACACAUGAAUACUUCCAUACAACUCUGCUGCUCUCUCUGUUGAUUGACUAAAACGCCCUGAAAUUAUUAGAACCUUUUGUCAGUUUCUGGUUCCAUAAAGUUGUUUUGUGAUCGCAGCUUUCAAGUUUAAAGGGAACAGGUUGGUGAGACAGUUAAAAGAGUCUUCUAGUAAUGGCUAAGUUUACCAGAGAAUGUAUUGAGAACCUGAAGUUUAGGAUGCCUACCACCCUACUGUUGAGAAUCGAAAUACAAGUAUUAUGUAUUAAUGCGGAAGCACUAAAGAAAAAAUGGCUUGUGAAUCCAGUAGCCAUCAAAAAUAAAAGUAUACACAAACCUUAAGUCAAGUAAAUGUAAAGAAGACUAAAGGUAAAUAUUAAGACUAAGGGAUGGUGACGCAUAACAUUUUGGAACUAGUCUUGUCAGUUUGUCUCACUGUGCAAGUUCUAAAAAUUCAAUUUGAAAGUCUUAAAUGAGUAUAAGAUUCUUAUGUCCAGUACAUUAAAAGCUGUUCAGAGGACCGUGUCCCCAGUGCUCAACUUUUUAACCAUUGUUUAUUGUUAUCUGUUAAACCACAGAAAGCCAUUGAUAAAAUCUCAUAUUUAAAACAAUUAUAAUAAGGUGCACCA